Molecule: messenger RNA, 3877 nt
Organism: Bicyclus anynana (squinting bush brown)
Lineage: Eukaryota; Metazoa; Arthropoda; Insecta; Lepidoptera; Nymphalidae
Product: katanin p80 WD40 repeat-containing subunit B1
Exons: 16
Coding region: 235-2535 (766 amino acids)
Biological process (GO): microtubule severing; microtubule depolymerization
Cellular component (GO): katanin complex
Molecular function (GO): microtubule binding
Source: RefSeq, a predicted model, not a curated record
UCAAAAGCAAAACCAAAACUUUUCGAUUUCAGCUAAAAAAUAGAAAAUUAAUUAUUUGAUAUUCCCAUUUAGUGUUUUCUGAAAAGUAAAGUGACUUAAAUGAAAACAAAUAUGACUGAGCUUUUUCCAAGUUCAUAGCUUUUUUAAAUUUUAAAUCCAAUAUGCUCUGGUGAAAUAUAAUAGGCCAAAGCCAAGUAUUCAACUUUUAAGGUUGCUGCCAUAUAUAGACUUAGAAUGGAAACUGUAAGAAGAUCAUGGAAAUUACAAGAAUUUGUUGCACACAAGGCAAAUGUCAAUUGUCUGGCUAUGGGACACAAGUCAAACCAAGUGCUGGCUACUGGAGGUGAUGAUAAAAAGGUGAACCUAUGGGCUAUCGGACGUCAAGGUUGUCUAAUGAGUUUAAGUGGACACACAACCCCUGUGGAAUGUGUAUGUUUUGGACAUUCAGAAGACUUGGUAUGCGCAGGCUCCCAGACAGGUGCUUUAAAAAUUUGGGAUCUAGAAGCUGCCAAACUUUUGAGAACAUUCACAGGUCAUAAAGGGGCUAUCAAAUGUAUGGACUUCCACCCCUAUGGAGAUUAUUUGACUACAGGCUCAUGUGAUAGCAAUAUCAAGUUAUGGGACACAAGGAAGCGAGGGUGUAUUGUCACUUAUUCGAGCCAUCGCCUUGCUGUUAAUAGUCUUCAAUUCAGCCCAGAUGGCCAGUGGAUUGCAUCAGCAUGUGAAGAUGGUUUUGUAAAAGUCUGGGAUGUAAGAGUUGGAAAGGUGUUACAAGAGUUUGUGGAGCACACCUCAGGGGUAACUUGUGUCAAGUUUCACCCACAUGAGUUUCUUCUGGCCAGCUGUGGCGCAGAUAGAACUGUUAACUUCUGGGAUAUGGAAAAGUUCCAAUUGGUGUCAAAAUUUGAAAAAGAUAACACGUCUAUCAGGCACAUGGCAUUCAGUGAUGAUGGUGCAACCUUGUUGGGUUGUGGGAAUGAUGGACUGCAUGUGAUUGGAUGGGAGCCUGCAAGAGUACUGGACACUAUCACUGGCCACUGGGGACAAAUUCAUGAUCUAACUGUUGCCCAAACACAACUGAUCGCGGGCUCUUACCAUUCAACUUACGUAGUUUUAUCAGUAGUGGAUCUCAGUAAAGUGCAUCCGUUCGGCGGGCCUCCGCCGGCGGUCACUACCGCGGUGCGAGACCUCUCGCCGUUCCAAAAAGGCCAGUCAGUACGUAAGAGUUUUUCAAAAGAGAAACCGCCUAAAGAAGUGAUGCAUAGACCGACGCUGCUAGAUGAGAAGACAGCAGAGGAGUCCACGUCUGGCACGGAGGCAGAUGAAGAAUCAGGUGCUGUUAUACCUAAUAUUAAUGACUACACUGAAAUAUUCCGCCCGUCUAGAGCAUUGACACGGACACCGCCGCCAGCGAGCAGUUUAUCAUCAGAAGACUUUUCACUGAUAGUGGGGGCGGAGGGCGGCAGCAAGGCGGAGGCGGCAGACGCCAGCACGUCGCUGCGCGCGCUGCUGCUGGAGGAGCGGCCGCGCGACUCGCGCAUCCCCACGCCCAGCGCCGCCGCACCCAGCCAGUACUCCGCCAGAGACAAGAAACCACAGAUAUUUUCAAGGAUAGUGGUGGAAAACAACAAGGAUGACAAUUUGUACUCCACAACGCCAGCAUCAAACGAAUUUUCUCCCAAUCUAACACCUACAUUAAACCGGCACAACUCAUACAAAGAGUCGAAGACUACUAUGGAUAUAAGUCCGAACAGUCUUCGUCAAAGCAACAGUGAAGUGUCGUUAGGUCCGCCGUCCCUAGGACCAAGGUCUUUAUCAUUCACAAGGCCACCUAGUCAAAGCUCAAGAGCGCGACUGGAGAGCACGGGCUCGCAGCGCGACUCUGAGCCGGAGUUCGUGCCCUACUCCGUGGACCGGCCCGUCGGGCUCGACCUGGACGAGUUCUUACCGCGCGGGCUGACGGCGGGCGGAGCCAGGCGCGGUGCGCGCGGCGGCGGCGCGGAGCCGAGCGAGCAGGAGGUGCUCGGCGUCAUGAUGCGCGGACACGACUCCAUGAUGGCGGUGCUCGCUGCGCGCCAGCGCGCUCUGCAGAUUUUUCAUUCAGUGAGAAUUAACAAAAGUCUAAAAUCAGCAUUAGAAUCCGCAAUAGCUUUAGAUGACGCUUCUGUGAUCUUGGACAUUCUGAACGUGAUGGCACAUAAACCAUCAUUGUGGAACUUAGACAUAUGCCUUUUAAUGCUGCCUAAAAUAUAUGAACUGCUCCAAAGCAAAUAUGAAUCGUACAUGCAAUGUGGAUGCAAUGCGCUGAGGCUAAUAGUGCGGAACUUCUCGUCGGUGGUUCGCGCCAACGUGAGCGCGCCGGUGCGCACCCUCGGCGUCGACAUACCCAGAGAGGAGCGGUACACCAAGUGUGUGCAGAUCCACCGUCUGCUCCUCGACAUACGGGCCUUCCUCCUCAAGAGACAGACCCUUCAAGGUAGACUCGGCGCCGCCUUCAGAGACUUACACACGCUGAUGCAGCAGGGACUAGACUGACGAUACCCACCAAAUGACCCUCCCGGGUCAUUGUAUUUUUAAAUUUCAUUUUAAUAAUGACGCUAUGUUCUUAACAUAUAGAAUAAUCAUAUAAAAUGUACUUAAAUAUCAAUAGACACACUAAAAAGUAUUAACACUUAUUUUAAAUUAGCUAAUAUAAUAUUUCACAAAAUUGGUAAAUUCAUUAGAUGCCAUAUUGUCACCUAAAUUGUUAUUGCGGCUAAUAACUAAGACUUUGUGUAGUUCUUUUUGAAACAAGUAAUAAAAUUGCUGAUAUAUUCUAAAAUUUAACAAGUUAAAGUGGCUAUACUGUACAAAAGAUAGUUUAUAAAUAUUGUUAAUUUAUUAUAAAAAACAGUUGAUCCAGAAAGUGUAGAAGUCUUGGGUAAACACCCAAGACUUUGUCAGUCCAAAAUUGUUGUUACAAAAUACACUUUCAGAUUUAACGGUUCACACCAAUUUUAGGAAAUGAAUAAUAGCAUUGAAUUAUUAUCUCUCUCAUUUAUUAGGUAUUGGCAAAUAACUCCUUAGGGCUGAAUAGGGAUGAUGACAGUUAUUUAAAUUGUAUAUAAAUUAAGAGUAUGCUAAUAGUAAAGCAAUUUUGGAAAGGAACAGGGUGUCUGCGACCUUUACUUUCGGAGCUACAGGGAUUUAAAGGGUCAGAUUUGCGGUGCUGCCACGGAUCUCUGAAAAGAGCCCCAAAACAAAAUGGCACGAACUAAUGACGUUGUAUGUAAUGCAAUGAUCGUUAGAUGUGUAUGUGCGUUCAAACAAAAUUACUAAUAUCUUUGUUAUAUGUGCGUUUAUGUUUAUAGUUCAUAUAUUAAAAAAUGUCACAUUUAAUGUAAAGAAGCUAAAACUGUAUGAAUUUUCAUCUAAUUAGGAUAAAAGAUUUUUAAUAGAUUUUAAAAUUUUGUAAUCUCAUUUAUUUUGCAAAUAUCCAGACAAUCUUUGCUUUUUAUGUAUAAAUUAGUUAACAUUGACCCUAUUUACCCGAAUGUAUCAUAAAAAUCAAUAUAUUCAAACCUAGUCAUCAUCCCCAUUGUCCAAACUCAAAUUAAGGUAAUAUUACUCCAGAAAUUUGUUUUCACGUAUCAUUUUACAUUCUGAGCAAUAUAUUUGCAACCACUGAAACAUUCAAAGCUGGAUUUUAAAUUGGACCCAGCCUUGAAUCAGAAAAUACAGUACAAACUGGAGGAAAAUAUCAUGUACAGACUUUGAUAAUAGUAUAACAACUUAUUUGUAAAAUUGUUUGUAGUUUUGCACCUAAAAUAUUCUCAUAAUAGACUGACAAUUUUAAAAAUGGUCUGAUUGUAAUAAAAUUGAUUGAAUGUUACUGCAA